AUGGCGGGACCCUCGCGUACUCAGACCGUCCAACCGCCCAGGCCACCCAACGCGUGGAUAUUAUAUCGCUCAGACAAGCUGAAGACACUCCCUCCAGUGCCCCCUGGUAUGCCCCGUCGCGCGCAGGCCGACGUGUCCCGCGAGAUUUCACUCAUGUGGAAGAACGAACGCGAGGAAGUUAGGGCCCAGUACGAGCGUCUGGCGGAGGUACGCAAGGCACAGCACCAGAACGCGUACCCAGGAUACAGGUACCACCCG
This is a messenger RNA of Gloeophyllum trabeum ATCC 11539, 258 nucleotides long. Its product is annotated as high mobility group box. Lineage: Eukaryota; Fungi; Basidiomycota; Agaricomycetes; Gloeophyllales; Gloeophyllaceae. Gene Ontology annotation, biological process: regulation of transcription by RNA polymerase II; anatomical structure morphogenesis; cell differentiation. The annotation marks the transcript as partial. The record is from RefSeq and is a predicted model, not a curated record. Gene Ontology annotation, molecular function: DNA-binding transcription factor activity, RNA polymerase II-specific; RNA polymerase II cis-regulatory region sequence-specific DNA binding. The transcript has a single exon.